Messenger RNA from Arabis nemorensis, 726 nucleotides. NCBI's taxonomy places the organism in Eukaryota, Viridiplantae, Streptophyta, Magnoliopsida, Brassicales, Brassicaceae. The record is from the annotation of a GenBank genome assembly.
AUGAUGGAAUUCGGAAAUCGACGGAGAAGCAAAGAAGACACAUGGUUUAUAAAUAGGGCACAUGUUCAUGAAGUAAGAAGAAAAGACAUGACAUCGAAUCAGAGACCUUUUACGUUGGAACAAGCUUCAAGAGAAAUCAAACGAAGAAGAAGAAGAGAGCGUGAGAAGAUUCUGAUACCCAACGAUAUCGUCGAAGAAAUUCUGGUGAGGCUUCCAGUGAUUUCGCUCAUAAGAUUCCAAACUGUGUCGAAACAUUGGGAAUCUCUGGUUAGUUCAAGAGAUUUUGGGGAAAGGUACAUGUCUCAUCAGAAAACUAAAGAUCCCAAGCUCUUUUUUAUCUGUGAUGACUUAGUAAAUCGUUCGAGAAACACACUUUUUAUUCAGACAAUGACGACGACAUUGAAGGAGACCAUGACCGCUUCUCUAGAACAUCGAGAGUCUCUGGAAUUCGAGGAAUUCAGAGGGUUUCUCCAGAUUUCCGAGAGCUGCGAUGGUCUUGUCUGCAUUUAUGGCAUGACAAUACCUUUAGAACUCAUGAAUCCUGCCUCUGGAAUGUCCAUAUCGCUCCCUCUAGCUAGAAUUCAACGACUGCAUAUUGACUAUCCCAACCCGGAUCUUGUUCUAGUUACCGGACCAGAUCCAGAGCCAGCAGGUCAAUUUUAUGGAUUUACUCGGUUUGGAUUUGGGAAAGAUGGUGUUACGGGAAGAUAUAAGCUUGUAAUGUAA